GGGACCGGGAUCGGGAUCGGGAUCGGAUCGGGACCGGGACCGCGAUCAGGAUCAGGAUCAGGAUCAGGAUCGGGGCCGGGGCCACCCGGGCUCUCCCUGCAGGACGCGGUGGCGAUGUUGUGACCUACAUUCGCGACAAGGAGGUCCCCAGCCCGCCGCCACCAUCGGGCCAUGAAGCGGCACAAGUGACAGGGCCGCCGUGCCCGCGGCCAUGGCCAGCCCGGCACCAUGGCUGCACUGCACACAAACAGAGCUGACGCCCUGGGAGGGAGAGGACGAGGAGGAGGAGGAGGAAGAAGACGACUUUGAGAGGCGGAUGGACGAGGACGGGGUCAUCGGCCUGGGGGAGGGUGCCGGGAGCCCACCGUGGGGUGACGGGGAUGAGCCGGAGGAGGGGUCCCCGAUGGAGGAGGGUCGCUGGCACCCGCAGCAGGACCUGGCGGAGGAGGACGAGGAGCGGGGCAGCUCCGGGGGGGACGAGGGGCCCUGGGGGGCAGAGAGUGACGGGGAACCCUACCCCGAGCUCUCCUGCGAGGGCCGGUGGGGCUCGGGGUCCAGCGGCAGCCCCGAGGCUCUGCGGGAGCACCGGGCUCUCCACCAGUCCCGCGGCUGCAGCACGGAUGGUGGGGACACCUCGGCGCUGUCGGACACCAGCCCUGGCCCUGCCACCCCAUCCCGCCGGCCCCGGGGCUGGGGCACAGCCGGGGGCACCUCUGGGGGGCACGGGCAGGGGUGGACCCCGAGGCGGAGCCUCCCACUGCCUCUCUCCACCGACGACCCCCGCGAUGCCACCAGCCCCGAGCCUGUCCCCAAGCCCCAAACAGCCCCUGGCACCACUGGCUUGGCACCCCCGGAGGAGCCCCAGGGCGCCGGGAGCCCCCCAACACCCCAACUGCACGACAGGUCCCGGGUACCCAAAAAAGCGGCGCCCACGGUGGUGCCCCCCGAGCCCACCCGGCAGUCGCGGUCCCUGAGCCCCCGGCGGGGAACAGGAGGCAAAGGGCACAGGGAUCCCUCGGGAACGGGCACGGAUGGCACCCAGUACGGCCGCGGGCGCCUCAACCACCCCCUGCCCGACCUGUCCAAGGUGGAGGCGCGGGUGAAGUUCGACCAGAGCUACCGCCCCCCCCGGGGCCGGGUCCUGCCCGCCCGCCCCCGGGUGCCCGGUGGCCCCGUUGGCUUCAAGUCCCCGGCCGAAAUCGUGCGGGAGGUGCUGCUGAGCAGCGGGGAGGGGGUCCCCCCGCAGCCCCUCAGCUCUGCCGGGCUGCCACAGGAGUUCAGGUCCCCCAAACAAGCCACCGCGCUGGUGCAGCAGCUCCAGGACGACUACCACAAGCUGCUGACCAAGUACGCCGAGGCUGAGAACACCAUCGACCAGCUGCGCCUGGGGGCGAGGGUGAGCCUGUUCUCGGACCCACCCCAGCCCAGCCGCAGCCUGGCCAUGGGCACCGUGGGCACCGGCUGCCGUGUGAUGACCCUCAGCAUCCCACAAGCCCGGAUGGCAGCUCUUGGCACGGCCACGGCCACAGCCUCCACCUCGCCAGCUGGAGCUCCAGCACCGGGACCAUCAAAUCGGGGGGGUUCACCCCACCCCCGAUCCCCCCCUCCGCCCGGGGGGGGCUGCCCCAACUGCCCCGGGCCGUGCUGCUGCCCCGGCCCCCGGCUCACCCGGGCACUGGCGGGGCAGAGCCGCAGGCUGCAGGCACAGGUGGAGUCCUUCGAAAGAUGGAUCCAUGUGGGGAGUCCCCCACCCUCGGAGCAGCUCCAGAGGAUGAGGCUGCUGAAGGACGCGCAGGAUGCGCUGGAGCGGGAAUACCUGCGGGGCCGGCAGCAGCUCCCGGGGGCUGCGGGGGGGUUUGAUCCUGACCGGGCGGUAGAAGAGGAGAUUUACCGCCUGGGGCUGCGCCUGGAGGGACUGAAGGAGCGGCUGGAGCCGGGGGACAGGCGGCAGCCCCCCCUACAGUCCCCUCCGCAGCCCCUCCCGCAGCCCCGCUGCCCCCCAGCCCCGUCCCCACCGCCGGCCCCCCACUCCCCCUGCCCCGAGAGCCCUGAGCUGAUGGACGGUCCCCUGGGGACAGCGGGGGACAACGAGGGAGUGAGGGGGGGGCUGCCCUGGCCCCUCUGGCACAAGCAGCUCCGGGUGGAGGAGGAUUUCGCGGACCUGCUGGAGCAGUACAAGCACUUCAAGUCCCUGCCGCAGUCGCUGAGCCUGGAGCAGCUGAGCCUGACGGGGAGCGGGUCCCAGGAGGAGGUGGAUGCUCCUGCAGCAGGGGACGGUGACCCCGGCAAGGUCGCCUGCAGGACACGGUCACUGGAGGAGGGGGCCGACCUGGAGACCUUCCCCUUGCAUCCCCCGGAGAGAAAAGCUGCACUGCUGCCCUCCAGGGGACCCCCAAAGGCAGAGGGGUCACGGGGCCACCCAUCCCCUGCCAUCUCUGAGGAGCCACCAGCCACUGCCAAGCCCCACCUGGUGGCCCCCGGACCACCACGGGCACCCCUGUCCCGCUGCAGCAGCGGGACGGGCAGCGCUGCCCCCCAGCACGGGCCCCGCAAGGUGAAUCCCAUGGGUGCCCCCCUGCCAGCACCCCCAGACCCUGCCGGGGUUCCUGGGGUGCUCAGCACCGAUCCUGCUGUCCCCGUGCCCCUGAAGGAGCAGCGCAUCGUGUCACCAGAGACUGACAGCGGCUUCGUGGGCUCGGAGGCCAGCAGGGUGUCACCCCCCGUGCGCACCCCCGAGCACCGCCCCCCUGGCACCGGGACCCCCGGCUUGCUGGGACCCUCCAUCCCCAUCCCCACAACCCUCCGUUCCCCACGGAACAGAGAGACGACCCCGCUUCCCUCCGAGACAGCACUGAUGGGCAUCUACCCCGCGGGAGGGCAGGGGGGCACGGGGGGGCCCUGCCUGCCCCCCAGCACCCCCUCGCAGAGCAGUUCCCCCCCUCGCUGGGCCGAGAGCGCGGGCAGCGAGGCGGGGCCCGACCCCGGCGGCGACGGAGCUCACACGGACUCGGAGGUGGGAGACGGGAGCUGUGCCAGCACCAGUGGACACCCCCCAACCAUGGCCAGGAGGGUCCCUCCCUCCCCAGCCCCAACCAGCCCCCCACCAUCCCCUGAAACGCCGUCCCCCACCCUCCUGUCCCCCGACCCGCCGUCCCUCACCCCGGCUCGCUGUGACCUGCUGGGCUCCCGCCUGGAGCGAGACCAGGCCAUCCGGGAGCUGCGGGAGGAGGUGUGGCGGCUGCGGCGGCGGCUGGAGGAGACCCUGCACCGCUCCCGCAGCUAUCCCGAGGGAAAAGCCACUCCCCGUGUCACCCCGGCCAGGAGACAACCCGUGGGCAGCGCCCCAUCGUCCCCCCAGGACGCAGCACCCUCGGGGGAGCUGAGCCCCCCGGCGCGGGGCAGGGUGGCCCCCGGGGUCGCACCCACGCGGAGGGGCAGGUCGGCAUCGCUGCCACGGGACAGGCCGGAGCUGGACCUCACCUCCGAGUCGGACCCCUCGCCCGCCGGGCCCCGGGCACGCCCCUCCCUGCGGAAGCACCCUGGGAGCCCCCCGGGAGCGGUGACAUUCCGGGGACAGUACACAGGGACACGGUACCAGGGGGGGACACCACGUGCUGCCCCAGCACCCCGAGAGGAAUCGGGCACCGCGGGGUGCCCCCGAUGUCACAGGAGCGGGACAUCAUCGGGGGAGCAGUGGGAGCCUGUCCUGGAUACCUGCCUUUGCAGACCCCCUUUGCAGCAGCAGCCCCCACCCCACCUCCCAGCCCAUCCCAGCCACCCCCCAAAACCACUCUGCUCUUCCCCAGCAUCCCUCCCUUGUUCUGCACGGGACAUUCCCGAUUUCCUCUCUGCUCUCUCCACAGGUGGAUUCCGGGCUAGUGAUGCCACCCAGCAGCCCCAGCACAGCACCCCAAGGAGGACACGCUGCCCCACUUGCCGGGCACCCCUGGGCUCCCCCGUGCCAGGCAGCAGGGACAGAGCCGCGCAUGCAGAGCGUGGUCCCAGUGCCACAUCGUCCCCAGGCUCCCACGUUGGUCCCCGAGCCGAGAAGCCGGAUCAGCCCGGAUUUUGGUACCUGGCAGCCGGUCCUGCUGCCACGGCUGCCACCGUCUGCCUCACCCCCGUCCCCCUCGUGCCUUACGUGCCCUCCGUGCUCUACUGCUCCCCAGCGGUACCUACCUCAGCCCCCGCCACGGCCGCGGUCCCCCUGCACCUCACCGGGGGAAACCGGCGGGCACAGCGACCCCCCCGGGCACAGCCCCGCCACCGCUGCCUCAGCCUGGACCUGGAGGAGCUGGACGAGCUCAACUGGUCCCUGAGCCGGGCCGUGGAGGCUGCCCAGAGUGUCAGGGUGACCACCACCCGCAUGAGCCGGGCACUGGCCGCUGAGCUGGGCCGGGCACGGGAUCUACGCAGCUCCUGCCUCUUCUGAGGGUCUUCUGCAGGGCUCCUGCCUCUUCUGAGGGAUCUGAGGGCCUCCUGCCUCUUCUGAGGGUUCCACUGGCACCUUCCAAACCAUCCCUGCCCUCACAGCAGGCAGGGAUGAGGAGGAGGAGGACGGUCCCCUCACCAUCAGCAUGCCAGCACUGGGUGCUCCCAGUGCCAGAUCUGGGGGCACCAGGGCUGGAGGCAUCUCCAGGGGGUCCUGCCCUGGCUCCCACCCCCUUCCUGCUUGCCCUGGAGUUCCUGCAUCGCUUGUCUGUCUGUCUGUUUUCAGGACCACUCAAGCUGCAGGAGGGGGGAGGGUGUGGGCAGGGAUCUCCUGGGACCUGCAGCACCCUGGGGAAUGAGCACCAUCCCCUGGGACCAAGGGGGUGGCCCCGUGUCCCCCCCUAAGGCAGUGGCCACCCCAACCUAAGCACUUCUGGGGCUGCUGUGACCUGGUGUAGGUCCUGCACAGGUCGAGCCCCCCUUGGCAGCUGUGUUUACCUCUGUGCCUGCAUGGGCAGAAAUACCUGUGAUUCCCUGUUCCAUCCCUUUCCCAGAUUUUAGGCCUCCUCUGGGGGCUUAACCCAUGUGUCCCCCUCCUGCUCUGCCCUUGGACUUGAACCCAGCGGGAUCCUUUCUGGGGAAACCCUUCUUUGUGUGGGAUUUUUGUGAUUUAUUUUUUCCCCAAGACAGCCAGUAAGCAGCUAAACCACUCUUUGAGGGUUGAUUGAUGAUAUAUAAUGUGUGCCUAUAUAUAUGUAUCUAUAUAUGGAUAUAUCUAGACAGAGAUAAAUCCAUGUCUGUCUAUAUUUAGAUAUAUAUCUCUAGAAAGACAGAGAUAUCUCUAUAUAUAAAUCUGUAUAUACACAGAUCUGCAUCUAUAGAUACAUCUUUACAUAGAUACAUAUGUAUAUAUAUAUAUAUAUAUUUUGGUUUUCAUUUCCAGCACAACCCUUAGGGCAUUUGUGGGGCUUUUUUUGCCCAGCCCUGGAUGUGGCCACCCACAGCAUCAUCCAGGACGAAAAUGAAAUUAAGGAUUUGGGGUUUUCCCCUGGGAUUCCCAGGGAAUGCAGCCUGGUAGAGGGAAAAAUCACCCUGCAAGACUGAGUUGGGGGUAGACGUGGUGCUGAGGGGUCUGCAGAGCCCCUGUCCCUCCCAGCUGGGUUUGUAAUGAGUUAAUGCCUAUUUUUUUUAAGGAAUUUGAUGUGGUCAGAGCAGCUUUUCCUGGGAUGGGUCCAGUCAAACCCCUCCAGCACCUCCUGUGGCACCCCAGCUCUGUUUAUCUGUAGGACCUACCUGAAGUGCCAGUGUCAAAUGUAUUUAUUUUUGCUUUUAUUUGUGGUACAAAGACCCCCAUUUGGGGGGGGUGGGAUCAGUGCCACCCCCAGAGAGUUCCUCAGGUCCGGAGCCUUCCUGAGCAAUCCCUGAGCCUGAUCCUGCACCCCCCAGGGAGGGGCUGGGAAUGGGACUGACUCCCUCCCCCCUUUGUGGGGGGAGAGGGGUGGAUUGGGGGGAUUUUAAAGAGGAUUUCUGUGUCUCUGGUUGCCUCUGCUCGUGCCUGUGUCCCAAACUGGAAGCUGUGACCCCCCCCCAGCCCAGCCAGGGUACGAUGGGAAGCACGUUUAACGAUCCCAAAUGCAGCAGCCAGAAAAAUGAUGGGUUUUUUUUCCUCAUCCCCUAUUUUUUAACGCCCAGCAGAGCCACUGGGCUGGUAUUUUGUACUAAGAAAUCACCUAUUUUUCAAGGAAAUAAAUGUUGUUGGAUGA
Molecule: messenger RNA, 6194 nt
Organism: Corapipo altera (White-ruffed manakin)
Lineage: Eukaryota; Metazoa; Chordata; Aves; Passeriformes; Pipridae
Gene: AKNA
Product: AT-hook transcription factor
Exons: 21
Coding region: 212-4432 (1406 amino acids)
Biological process (GO): neuroblast delamination; neuroblast division in subventricular zone; epithelial to mesenchymal transition
Cellular component (GO): centrosome
Source: RefSeq, a predicted model, not a curated record